Messenger RNA from Plodia interpunctella (Indianmeal moth), 1730 nucleotides. It is a transcript of the gene GatB, whose product is annotated as Glutamyl-tRNA amidotransferase, subunit B. Lineage: Eukaryota; Metazoa; Arthropoda; Insecta; Lepidoptera; Pyralidae. Gene Ontology annotation, cellular component: glutamyl-tRNA(Gln) amidotransferase complex; mitochondrion. Gene Ontology annotation, molecular function: glutaminyl-tRNA synthase (glutamine-hydrolyzing) activity. The coding region runs from base 110 to 1678 and encodes 522 amino acids. The transcript has 5 exons. The record is from RefSeq and is a predicted model, not a curated record. Gene Ontology annotation, biological process: mitochondrial translation; glutaminyl-tRNAGln biosynthesis via transamidation.
UUUUUUCACGACGCAGUUGUCAAUGCGCAGUUGUCACAAUAUUAUUGUCAAAUAAAACAGCUGAUUGUAUUGUAUAAAAUUCAGCACGAAAAUAAAAUAUAAAUUAGAAAUGAAAUUAUUCAGAGCUUAUCGUGCUAUAAAUAAUAGAUGCAAUCAUAUUGUGUGUAAAAGAAAUCUUAAUACUAUCGCCAACAAAGAAUGGGAGAGUGUAGUUGGGUUGGAAGUCCACGCACAGUUGAACACGGAUUCCAAGUUAUUUUCUGGUGCUGAGAAUACCUUCGGUGGCGUAGUGAAUAAUUGUGUUGCUUUAUUUGAUGCGGCCAUACCCGGUACUUUGCCCGUGUUAAACAGACGAUGCGUGGAAUUGGGUAUAAUUACUGCUUUAGCCCUUUCAUGCAAAGUGAAUGAAGUGUCAACUUUUGAUAGAAAGCAUUAUUUCUAUGCCGAUUUACCUGCCGGUUAUCAGAUUACACAGCAGAGAGCACCUUUAGCCAGCGAUGGAGUUAUUAAUUUUGAGGUAUUUACUCCUGGAAUCCACAAGAAGCCUUACAAGAAGAGUUCCAAGAUCAAACAAAUCCAAUUGGAGCAGGACAGCGGGAAGUCCCUUCAUGAUACUGAGCUGAAAAAGAGUCUGGUGGACCUCAACAGAGCAGGGGCACCACUCAUUGAACUUGUGUUUGAACCAGACUUGGAGGAUGGGGAGGAAGCAGCGGCGCUGGUGAAGGAACUGGUGCUGAUCGUGCAACGGCUGGGCGCGUGCUCGGGGCGGCUGCAGGAGGGCGCGCUGCGUGUGGACGCUAACGUGUCGCUGCGGCGCCCCGGACAGCCGCUCUCUACUCGCACUGAGAUAAAGAACAUCGGGUCGGUGCGCGGCGUGGCGGGCGCCAUCAGCCACGAGAUCAGCCGGCAGCGCGCGGCGCUGGCUUGCGGCGGCCGCGUGCUCGCGCACACGCGCUUCUGGGACGCCGCCCGCCGCUGCACCGUCGCUAUGCGCGACAAGGAGGUCGUGCAGGAUUACAGAUAUAUGCCCGAGCCGAAUCUCCCGCCGUUGCGCGUAAACCUGACCAGUAGGAACGAGCACCGUGACGUCAUCAGCGUGCCGCUCCUCCGGGAUAGAAUCCCGGAGCUCCCCGAAGACUCCCGAAGACAUCUCGUCCAACAAUUCAAACUACGACCAGAGGCAGCCAUCCAACUCGUCAAUGAACCCAUACUUUUAGACUACUUUCAUAACUUAACAUCAGAAAACAGAAACCCAACAAAAAUCGCAAAUCUUUUGCUAAACGAUCUCCUUACUGUUUUAAAUAAAAAAAGAUUGGAUGUAGAAGACUGUCCAAUAACACACAAGCAGUUGAAAGAUUUGAUCGAUUUUCUUCUUGAAAAUGUAGUCAAUAUUGAAGUGGCUCGGAAGGUUCUAGAAGAAUUAGUUGAAGCAUCGGACUCUGAUUUGUCUGUUUCAAAUAUUAUAAAAGAAAAAGGUUGGGCCAUAGUUACUGAUGAAGCGGAAAUAACUAAAUUGUGCGAGAAAGUCAUAGAAGACAAUCCUAAAUUAGUUAAGCAGUAUAAGGACGGGAAAACAAAGGUAUUUAAAGCGUUUCUGGGUAUAUUGGUUAAGAGUUCUCAUACUAAAUUGGAUAUGUCCCUAGCGUCUAAAGUGAUGGAGGAAUUAUUGAAAAAGUGAUCAUAAAAAUAAUAAAAGUAGAAUAAGCUCAAUAAAAGUCUGAAAAUAUUGA